GCGUCGUGAGCGGACGUGUCUUGCGUCUCACGGUGCGCACGAACUUUAUGUUACGUCACGAUAUAGCCUGAGGGUCGGAUUCCGUAGCUCGUUUAUAUUGAGUGUCCUCUCGGGGGUGGUAUAUUGGUUCAGUGAAGUUCGAUGAUUCUGGUAAGAUGGUGCGGCGGCGGGAAGCCAGGCGUGUUUCUUUCACGCAACUGUGCACCGCUUUAUUGUGGCUGCUCACCUGUUUUAACGAAUUAAACGCAGUGAAGAUAGUGAAGUUAGUAGUGCCAGAAAUAAUACAAUACGGUGUACAAGACGCUGUGAUCUUAGACUGUGAUUACACGUACGGGAACGACACGUCCGGGCUAGUGGUGAAGUGGUUCUUUAGGAACAAAGCGAGGCCGGUGUACCAAUGGAUUGUGUCACAGAAGCCGCAGGAUAUGGGUAUAUUGAGAGGUCGAGUCGAUUUAACCUACAGAGCAUCGAACGAUCCAUUAAAAAUGCACAGAGCACUCCGCAUAGUGAAACCGAACACAGACAUUUCUGGUGAUUACACUUGUGUUGUGUCCACUUUCAUGGAGGAAGACUCGAGGACCAAGCAAAUGGUUGUUUUUGUGCCGGAGACAAACUUCCGUCUCAUCCAGAACAAAACGGACGAUGAUACUGUCAACGUCAUAUGCGCUGCGGACGGCGCCUUUCCGGCACCAAACCUGACACUCGCCACGCCUGAGAGGCGACUGGAUGGCGUGUCCCAUGACCUCAAGUUGGUGAAUGGCAGAUAUUCAACAGUGGCGUCUGUGACGUUACUAGACGCGGACCUUCCUUCGCCUGCCGAGUUUAUCUGCACACUACGAAUACCAUUAGCGAAAUAUGCAGUGAGAAAAGAAGCUAUUUAUUACCCAGGGCCUAUCAGUACUACUCCAGAAAUGCCGACGGCUGCCGACAUGCAACUGGCUGCAGCUGUAGGUUCAAAAGGGGCGAGUACCUACAUAGCUAUGACACUGGUGCUGCUACCUGCAUUGGCGCAGUUGAUACUCUGUUAAAUGACUAUGUGCAAGGCGACAUCGAGCGCACCGAGUGACGUAGCAAGUGGCACCGCAGCUGUUCUAGUCAUAACGCCCAAAGCUCGCACCAUCCCUCACUACACAAUGGUGACAUGUGAUCUAUCCCUAACACCCGUAACACACAGCCGCCAAAGCGAAAUCAAAGCUAUAAACACAAAGACUCUAAAACAUAACACAGAUUCUUGUUGGAAAACUGUUUAGUAAAAAGGCUCACUUGGCUAUGAUUUUAACAGUUUCAACUUAGUUCUGACUUCGCUUUCGCUGUUGUGUGUUACAGUUACAUUCGGCUUUUUGUGUAUCUUAUACGAGAAACAAUAAUUGCGUGUUAAAUACUGAAUUAUAGAUAUGUAAAUGUACAGCUCUAUGAAUUUUCAUAUUUCAGAAUAUUUUUCUUAACGUGAAAUAAACGGUAGUGUUAAAUUGUAAAUAUUGUCUUUUAUAUUUAUUGUGUACAGGCAUCUCGGUGGAAUAGAACUUUGCAAAUUUUUGGCCUAAGGUUGAUUAUUUUUAGUUAACAUUGAUGUGUUAAUUAGAUUAUAAUAAAGUUAUUUUAAUCGUAAACGUAAUAGCACUGUUGCUAAAUUGUUUUUAAAACAUAGUUAUUUCAAAAUGUAAUUGUAUGUCGCCAAACAAGUAAUAAUUGCAAUUAUGUUUAAAACAUUUUGUUAAAAUUAUAUUAGAAUAAAUGUUUUUAAAACAAAUUUCAUGCAAUAGCUUUUCACAUAAUUAAAUCGUAUUUAAAUUAUUUCUCGGCAAUAUAUUUGUAUAAAAUCUAGACAAUUCUUUAUAUUUUAUUGAGGGAUGCUCCCUAUAUUAACAGGGUAUCGCAUUUUCUUUUGUCUUAAGUUACGCGUCACGGUUCUAUAUGAAUUUAUUGACAAUAUUAUGUAAAUCUAAAUUUAGGAAUUGCCCUUAUUCUGUAAAAUUUAUCUGUCGCAUCAUUCGCUGUGUAAUUUUCUUUUUAAUGUUAUAUAAUAACGCUUCGAGCAAAUAGAAACAUUAGAGCAUACCUAUAUUCACGAAUAAGGGCUCAUGUAAAUAUUUGUAUGGAAUUUGUAUGUACUGUAAGAUUUCUUUCGUGUAAAGGAAAUUAAUAGCGCAUUUGCUGUGCAUACCGCCGUUUAUGGAUACGAUCCAAUAAAGACUUUAUUGUGAAAAAUUCUUAACAUUAAUAAAAACGGACGU
Molecule: messenger RNA, 2234 nt
Organism: Papilio polytes (common Mormon)
Lineage: Eukaryota; Metazoa; Arthropoda; Insecta; Lepidoptera; Papilionidae
Exons: 7
Coding region: 156-1028 (290 amino acids)
Source: RefSeq, a predicted model, not a curated record